Molecule: messenger RNA, 714 nt
Organism: Micropterus dolomieu (smallmouth bass)
Lineage: Eukaryota; Metazoa; Chordata; Actinopteri; Centrarchiformes; Centrarchidae
Product: potassium channel subfamily K member 10-like
Exons: 4
Coding region: 34-615 (193 amino acids)
Biological process (GO): stabilization of membrane potential; potassium ion transmembrane transport
Cellular component (GO): membrane
Molecular function (GO): potassium ion leak channel activity
Source: RefSeq, a predicted model, not a curated record
CCCACAGCAGCACCAAGAGCAAGGACAAUCAAGAUGAAAUUUCCGACUGAGAAUCCAAGAAAACCAGGGAACAUGAACCCUCCACCAGUGGCAGUCCAGACCAACCUGGUCCCCCCCAAAAAGGUGCAGCCAGGCAUGCUUCAGUCCAGCCUGGUGCAGGCCAGCGUGGCCACCAUGCAGAACCCGAUGGGCUGUGCUCUGCCGCGGCUCUCUGUUUCCUCCCGUCCACCCAGCAUGGUAGCUAACAUGGAGGCGGUGGCUGAUGGUUCAGCCCCUUUCACCAUGAUGAAGCUACAGACAGUACUGGCAGUGUUCGUGGUGGUGGUGGCCUACCUGGUGGCAGGGGGCUUGGUAUUCCGAGCACUGGAGCAGCCCUUUGAAAACAACCAGAAGAUCACCAUUACAGCAGAGAAGGCAGCCUUCCUGCAGAAACACCCAUGUGUGUCCCCGGAUGACCUAGAAGCUGUCAUCAAGCACUCUGUGGAGGCUGUGAAUGCCGGAGUGAAUCCUAUCGGUGAUACCUCCUACAACUCCAGCCACUGGGAUCUGGGUAGUGCUUUCUUCUUUGCUGGAACUGUCAUCACAACCAUAGCUAUAUGGACAUCAUCUGCAUAGCCUUGUUCUGGAAUGGGGGAUAUCACGCCAGGGGGGCACAUCCACUUUAACCACUGGUUGAUGGCAAUUACAAAAUUAAUUGCACUCCAAGGACAGACA